AUGGCUUCGAGUAGAAAACAUGUUGUAUUUGACGUCGUAGGAACUUGCGUGUCCUACGAUACCAUAUUUGAUGCGCUUGAUACGAGGCUUGGUGACCGACUACGAGCCGAAUGCAUUAAGCCUAAACUUCUGGGAUACACGUGGUUCGAGGCUGCCGAGAGGGAGUACACAUAUCUAAGCAUCUCGGGGAGGUACAAGCGUUUCUAUGACGUGUUUAGCAGCUUAUUCUACCGCAUGCUUUGGAUGGCCGGCAUCGAGGAGCCGCGCAGGUUCGCGACCGACGAGGAUCUGAACUACAUUCUCGAACAAUUCAUGAAGCUCGACGCUCGGCCUGGCGUCGCCGAGUGCUUCCAAAUCCUACGCGACGCGGGCUUUACCUGCUGGGCGUUUACCGCAGGCGACACGAAGCGUGUUAGUGGAUAUUUUACACGCAACGGCAUCGAUAUGCCCGCUGAGAAUUUCUUGUCGUGCGAUAGUCUUGGUAUCGGAAAGCCGGCGCCGGAGUCUUAUCAACCUCUCCUCAAACAGUUUGGGGCUGACGAGUCAUGGUUUGCCGCAGCGCACAUGUGGGAUGUGUCGGCAGCAAAGAGCACCGGGUUUAAAGGUGCUUACUGUACAGUUUGGGAGAAGGAGCCGUGCACUGAUCUGUUUGGUGAGAUGGAUGUGAUGGCGGAUAGCUUCCCCGACAUGGCUCGCAAGAUAAUUCAUGCCUCCGAGACAAAGAAUCGCUCCCCAGUGGCUAAUCCAGUAACAUCUUUCUGGACAGUACCGCCAUGCGACCUUGAUGACCAUCGCAGCACGCGGGAUCUCCCUAGUGUAAGCGACGUGGUGAUUAUCGGGGCUGGAUUUGCAGGGGUCGCCAUAGCAUACCAUUUACUCAAAGACAACCCAAACCCGCCAUCUAUUACCAUGCUAGAAGCCAGGAAGGUCUGCUCCGGGGCGUCGGGUCGAAACGGUGGUCAUGUGAAGCCUGACACAUAUUUCAACGUGCCGAAGUACACCAGGCUAUAUGGUGAGAAGGCGGCAGCAGAGCUGGCCGCUUUUGAAGCCUCGCAUCCAUACGCAGUGAAAGCCCUCGUAGAGAGCGAAGGAUUGGAUUGUGAUUUUCACCUCACGCGCGCUGUGGAUGUGUUCCUGGACCCCGAGCACGCGAGAGUCACCGAGGAAGCCUAUAGAAAACUUGUGAAAGACGGUGUGGUGGAUCUUAAGGAUGUAGCCUUCACCCCUCAGAAAGACGCCGAAAGGGUAUCGGGGAUUAAGGGGGCCCAAUGCUGCUUCUCCUUUACAGCAGCGCAUCUUUGGCCUCUGAAGAUGGUCCAGCAAUUAGUUCAGGGACUACUCGAGAAAGGUGUAAAUUUGCAGGCCAACACACCUGUGAAGUCGGUGUCAUCGACCAAAAACGCCCGAGGACUUUGGACCGUCGAUACAGAGCGUGGAUCGAUUGCUGCUCGAAAAGUAGUAUACGCCACAAAUGGCUACACGGCACAGGUUUUGCCCGAAUACACGGAUCGCAUCGUCCCCGUUCGCGGUAUCUGCAGUCGUAUCGUCACCCCCCAAGGUCCGAACAGUCCGCAUUUGGUAAACACUUACGGGAUUCGAUUUGACUCAAGUAAUAACGAUUACCUUAUUCCACGCGCGGACGGGAGCAUCAUUGUCGGUGGCGCUAGGCAGAGGUUUUGGCACAUGAGAGAACAGUGGUUUGACAAUGUUCGAGAUGAUGAACUUGUUGCUGACGCAGUUUCGUACUUUGACGGCUACAUGCAACGUCAUUUCCGGGGAUGGGAGGCUAGCGGCGCCAAGACAGAUCAUGUCUGGACUGGAAUUAUGGGCUACAGCUCGGACUUUCUGCCCCAUUUAGGCGAAGUUCCUAAGAAGCCCGGCCAGUAUAUCAUCGCUGGGUUCUCGGGCCACGGCAUGCCAGAGAUCUUGCUUUCAAGCAAGGGUGUAGCCGCUAUGGUGCGAGAUGGGAUAUCCUUUGAGGAGUCAGGACUACCCAGCAUAUUCAAGACAUCGACGGAGCGAAUCACAAAUCCCAAAAGUCCUUUAGAGGAAUCGCUACAACCAUUAUGGAACAUCAAUAACAAAGCAAAGCUCUAG
This is a messenger RNA of Annulohypoxylon maeteangense, 2097 nucleotides long. RefSeq names its product FAD dependent oxidoreductase-domain-containing protein. Gene Ontology annotation, molecular function: oxidoreductase activity. The transcript is spliced from 5 exons. Gene Ontology annotation, cellular component: cytoplasm. The record is from RefSeq and is a predicted model, not a curated record. The coding region runs from base 1 to 2097 and encodes 698 amino acids. Lineage: Eukaryota; Fungi; Ascomycota; Sordariomycetes; Xylariales; Hypoxylaceae.